AUGGAGAGCCUGCUGGAGAACCCGGUGCGCGCCGUGCUGUACCUGAAGGAGCUGACCGCCAUCGUGCAGAACCAGCAGAGCCUCAUCCACACCCAGCGCCAGCGCAUCGACGAGCUGGAGCGGCGGCUGGACGAGCUGAGCACCGAGAACCGCCACCUCCGCGGGCAGCAGCCGCCCCCCGCCGAGCCGCCCCGCGGCCCUCCCGCGCCCGAGCAGCCCCCGCCGCCGGGCCAGCCCGAGCAGCUCCAGCACCACCAACAGCUCCCGGCGCAGCAGCCGCCGCCGCCGGCGGGCAAGCAGGCACCGGCGGGGCCCGGCGGCAGCGGCCGGGCUGCCGGCCACCAGCACCCCCCUGCCCAGCCCCACCAGCACCCCGCCGAGAAGGACGGCAAGGAGAAGGGCUGCUGCGCCGCGCUGCUCCAGCACAAGACCCCCCAGGCCAUCGGCAAAGGCGUCCUGAGCCGCAGACCGGAGAAUGAAACUGUUUUACACCAGUUCUGUUGCCCAGCUGCUGAUGCAGAGCAGAAGCCUUCAACUCCAGACUCCUCACCAAGUGACGAUCCCAGCGGUUCCACAAGCAAGAAAGCCGAGUGUGAAACGGAGGAUCCGAAGGAGGCCGGCAGACAGAGUGGCCAGGAAGGCAGGUCCGACACCCUGACGCUAAGAGCCCAGCAUGCGGAGCUCCAAGAAGAGCAGGCAGCGGGGUGUUCCCCGCUGGUGCAGAAGGCGAGCCUCCACCACACGGGCUCCCCAGUGAGGGUGCAGCGCAGCAAAGGGGCGGCCUCGUGUUCCCAUGCAGCUGCCUCCGAUUAUGAGCUCUCCCUUGACCUAAAGAAUAAACAGAUCGAAAUGCUAGAGCACAAAUAUGGAGGUCACCUGGUGUCUCGCAGGGCAGCCUGCACCAUCCAGACUGCUUUCCGGCAGUACCAGCUCAGCAAGAACUUUGAGAAGAUCCGCAACUCACUGCUGGAGAGCCGCAUGCCUCGCCGCAUCUCUCUGAGGAAAGUCCGGGUCCAGAACUCAGAGAGCUUCUCUGCUGAGAAAGCCCUGGUGGAGGGUUACAACUUUGUGGGCAUCCCCCUAGUGAGGUCCCCGUCUUUGCCAGCUACCAUCAGUGGGGCACUGACUGAGCUGGAGGACUCCUUCACAGAACAAGUUCAGUCCCUGGCCAAGUCUAUUGAUGAUGCCCUCAGCACCUGGAGCCUGAAGACCAUGUGCUCACUGCAAGAUGGGGGCUCAUACCAGAUAAGAGAGACUUUCAGUGCCAGCUCAAUGCAGCCAAACCAAGACUUAGAAACUGAGCUGCAGGACAAGGAGAAGGAGGAAGGGCUUCUGCCAGAUACCCUACCCAAGAGCAGCAGCACUCUCAUGAUGGCUUUUCGAGAUGUCACAGUCCAGAUCGACAACAAGAACAUCUCUGUCUCAUCGUCUACCUCGGUGUCUAUGGCAAACUGCCUCAGCAGCAAUGCCCAGGCUGAGCUCUCUCAAGCUAUCAAGGCUGAAGAAAGCCCAGGAGAAGGGGAGGGAGAAACCAGUGGACCACCGGCUGCCCCAGAGAGCUUGCCUGAGUCCAGAGCUCUCCAGAACAGCCACACUUUCACCGAGGUGAAUGUCAGUACUAAUGGCACAGGAGACAGCAGUGCUGAGCCUGGAGAGAUGGCAGUGCAGAAGCUCCAGUUUGAUGCUAGCAAUGAGAUGGGGCAAAGCAAAGGCUCUGAGUCAGAGAAUGCAGACAACUCAGAGCAGCUGAGCAGCAGCAGCACCUCCACUUCAGCCAAGUCAGCCUCUGAGGUGUCCUCAAAAGAAGCAUUGCAGGCUAUGAUUCUCAGCCUCCCAAGGUACCACUGCGAGAACCCAGCUAGCUGCAAGUCCCCCACACUUUCCACAGACACCAUGAGGAAGCGCCUCUAUCGCAUUGGGCUGAACCUCUUUAAUAUAAACCCAGACAAAGGGAUUCAGUUCCUGAUCUCCCGAGGCUUCAUCCCGGACACCCCCAUUGGUGUGGCACACUUCCUGCUCCAGCGGAAAGGUCUCAGCCGCCAGAUGAUUGGGGAGUUCCUGGGCAACAGCAAGAAACAGUUCAACAGGGAUGUCCUUGACUGCGUGGUGGAUGAGAUGGACUUUUCAGGCAUGGAGCUGGAUGAAGCUCUGCGGAAAUUCCAGGCCCACAUCCGCGUGCAAGGGGAGGCGCAGAAGGUCGAGCGGCUAAUUGAGGCUUUCAGCCAGAGGUACUGCAUGUGUAACCCAGAUGUGGUCCAGCAGUUUCACAACCCGGACACCAUCUUCAUCUUGGCCUUUGCAAUCAUCCUCCUCAAUACGGACAUGUACAGCCCCAACAUCAAGCCCGACAGGAAGAUGAUGCUGGAGGACUUCAUUCGCAAUCUGAGAGGGGUGGAUGACGGCGCUGACAUCCCACGGGAGCUGGUGGUAGGGAUCUAUGAGAGGAUCCAGCAGAAGGAGCUAAAAUCCAAUGAGGACCAUGUGACUUACGUCACCAAAGUGGAGAAGUCCAUUGUUGGAAUGAAAACGGUUCUGUCGGUGCCCCAUCGCCGGCUGGUCUGCUGCAGCCGUUUGUAUGAAGUGACUGAUGUCAACAAAGUGCAGAAGCAGGCAGCUCACCAGAGGGAAGUUUUUCUCUUCAAUGACCUGCUGGUGAUCCUCAAGCUUUGCCCCAAGAAGAAAAGCUCCUCAACGUACACAUUUUGCAAGUCGGUUGGCCUACUAGGGAUGCAGUUCCAUCUCUUUGAGAAUGAAUAUUACCCCCAUGGCAUCACGCUGGUGACACCAGUUUCAGGCUCAGAGAAGAAACAGAUACUACACUUCUGUGCUCUGGGUGCUGAGGAAAUGCAGAAGUUUGUGGAAGAUCUGAAAGAGUCAAUAGCAGAAGUGACAGAACUGGAGCAGAUAAGAAUCGAGUGGGAGCUGGAGAAACAACAAGGGGCAAAGACUCUCGCAUUGAGGACCAAUGGAGCCCAGAUGGAACUGCAGUCUAAGCAGGGCUCUCCAACAGGCAAGAAGGAUCUGGGGGAGAAGGUCUCGGACAGCACAGUGGAGGUGUCAAUUCACAACAGGCUUCAAACGUACCAGCACAACUCCGCCCUGGGGCCCGAGAGUGGAAUGCAGCCCAGCACGCGUCUUAACAUGCCACGGGAGCGGCUGGAGACAGCACUCAUGCCCUCGCACCCCGCCUCAGCGGGGACACUUGUACAGUGCCAGCAGAUUGUCAAAGUCAUUGUCCUGGACAAGCCGUGCCUCGCUCGAAUGGAGCCGGCCCUCAACCAGACUCUGACGCGCUAUGUCACCUCCGACUCCUGCACUUCCACCCCCUGGCGCAGUGUGGGCAGUGGGCUCCCCGGGACCCCCAUGAAGCUGGUCCAUCAGCCUCCCCUCCCACCUCCACCACCUCCCUACAACCAUCCCCACCAGUAUUGUCCCCCCAGCUCCCUGCUUCAGAGGCGCAGGUACUCCAGUGGCUCACGCAGCCUCGUGUAGCCACACCACCAGCACCAAAACAGCACAGACUUCCCUGCUUCCCUUCCCACCACCUCCUGGGGACCCUUUCUGCCUACAGAGAUCUAGUUUGUGAUUUAUUUUUUAGUAAAAGAAGAAGAAAAGAAAAAAAAAAAAAGCUGACUGACCUAACUCUUACCCCUCAAGAUGAUGCUAAACAUGAGGAGCCAUCUACAGAAACUGCCGACCUUACAUGCUCACACAUCCUCACAUGCUGCCAGCCCAG
This is a messenger RNA of Apus apus (common swift), 3736 nucleotides long. RefSeq names its product IQ motif and Sec7 domain ArfGEF 3 (gene IQSEC3). Lineage: Eukaryota; Metazoa; Chordata; Aves; Apodiformes; Apodidae. The record is from RefSeq and is a predicted model, not a curated record. The coding region runs from base 1 to 3492 and encodes 1163 amino acids. Gene Ontology annotation, biological process: actin cytoskeleton organization; regulation of ARF protein signal transduction. Gene Ontology annotation, molecular function: protein binding; guanyl-nucleotide exchange factor activity. The transcript is spliced from 14 exons.